CUUCACAAACUGUGACACGCCCAUAAAAAAAGCAUUCAAGCAGGUAACUUGAGUUUUUCAUGGGUUCUGAGCUGCAGGUCAAGUAUCAGAAGCUAGCACAGGAGUAUGCUAAGUUAAGAGCUCAAGUUGACGUCCUCAAACAAGCUGUCAGAACUGAACAGAAUGCAAAGGCAUCAUUGGAGGUAGAGUUAAGAACAAAGGAUCAAGCUCUUAGGAAACAUGCACAGGAAAAUGAAUCAUUGAACUUUCGAAAUCAACAGUUGUCAAAGCGUGUCUCAAUGCUUCAAGAUGACUUGGAAUCAUGAACAAAAGGAGAAAAGAAAAAGGUGAAUGUGCUCCGAAAAACAAUUUCAUAAUUACACAGUUGCACUCAAUGGAAGUGUUAAGGAAAAGGACUACUGGUUAUACUGAGGAAGAGUUUAAAUCUACUCUCUCUGAACUGGAUAAGCUAUGCUGUGACAUAGUGUCUUCAUUUCCUCCUGAUAGUGUCAUCAUGAUUGUCUGUGGUAGUGGGCAUAUUGGGGAAGUGAGAGAACUCCAGAAGGAUUCCAGUACUAGUCUUGAGGUCCUGAAAAGUGCUGUGAUGAAAGCAAGGAAGGGUAGAGUUUUUGCAUUGUUAAAGUAGUUUGAUUUUAUUUUUAUUGAGAACUGUUUUUGAGAUUUCAAAUAAUUUUGCAUAUAAUGG
Molecule: messenger RNA, 685 nt
Organism: Amphimedon queenslandica
Lineage: Eukaryota; Metazoa; Porifera; Demospongiae; Haplosclerida; Niphatidae
Product: protein phosphatase 1 regulatory subunit 21-like
Exons: 5
Coding region: 60-305 (81 amino acids)
Cellular component (GO): membrane; early endosome
Source: RefSeq, a predicted model, not a curated record